This is a messenger RNA of Cladocopium goreaui, 4899 nucleotides long. Lineage: Eukaryota; Dinophyceae; Suessiales; Symbiodiniaceae. The record is from the annotation of a GenBank genome assembly.
AUGACAUCUUUUCCAGGAUCCGUCAGUUCAGAGGCAUUCAAUAGCGAUAUGACUGAUAGCUUUGCAGAAUUGGUCGGGACCUCAUCAGGAAGUCAUUUGCAGCAAUCUGGUGAUCCUGCUGAUGAUAUGGGAACAGGUUUGCAACAACCACUGCUGUCGGCACCCUCGGCUUCAGAUUUACGAACUUUUGGAGGCGAUGAGGUAUCAGCUGCAUCUCCUGGUCCACUUUUGGAACAGGGACGAACUUGGCCGGAGCCUGUGGAGACCUCAGACAAAAAGACAAGAUCUGAUGUACCGCUUUCCAAGUCUGAGUAUAACCGGUUAUUGUUUGAAGCACGCAUGAGCUCAAUGGGAGAUGCUGAGAUGAAAUUGCCAUGGGAGCAGGGAGUCUGGAAACGUAUCUUUGCGGAUGAUGAUGAUGACGUUUUUCCAACUGUAGUACCACCUGUGCCAGGAGAAUAUUUAUUUCCGACACCGUCACAAGCGGCAGGCCACGAUGAUGUGGAGCCGAUGGAGCAGAGCAUGCACCCCAGGGAAUUGAUUGCCACCGAUACGACACUGCCGUUUUAUUCAUUUGCAGUUAGGGUACUUCCUGACCGAGAUGCGUUGGAGGAAGACCGCAAGCUGUGGUUGCAUGCUUUGUACAAAUGGCAACAGGUGUUUGAAAUUCUCAACUACCCUGGUACUUUAGGAAAGGCACUUUUGCAGGAGCAGUUGUUGACAGACCCAGACGAGCGCAGUGCGGUGCUGAGGGACUCACUGGGGAUCAAAUCACCUCGAACUGCCAUCAAAAGGGCUCAGACAUUGCUGCAGUAUUUUUCAUGGUUGCAGAUGUAUGUGCCAGAUUGGUCACCUUGGGACAGGAGACAUUGCUUACAAUAUCUGGGUUCAAAAGAACAUGCCAGAUCUUCGGCUUCGAGGGGCAUGACUUUGUUGGAGUCUUUUAGAUUUGCGAGGUUUGUUCUUGAGAUUCCGAUUCCAGAUCAGUUACUGAGUGAUCCACAGCUGCGGGGGCGUGCACAACGGCUCUUGGCGGAGAAGGAGACGUACAAACCAGCCAGGCCCCUAAAGGUUGUGGAGGUAGCUGCGUUGGAGAAACUGAUUGCUUCUCAUUCCAACCCCAUAGAUGUUUAUAUGCUUGGUGCUAUUCUUUUUGCAGUGCUUUCGAGAUCCAGAUGGUCUGAUCUGAAGCUGAUUCAUCAGAUUUGGAUAGAAAAGGUAGAUUUCAAUGGAGAACUUUACGGCUUUGUGGAGGCACGUACAAGGUACCACAAGACUGCAACAACACUCGCAAAGAAACAGAGGUAUAUGCCACUGGUAGCACCGGUUUUGGGUGUGACCAACAUUGACUGGUCGAAAUAUUGGCUUCAGGCAAUGAAUUCACUGGGAGUCAACAUGGAGGCAGAACCUUUUGGAGCCUUGUGCAAGGCCCCAUCGCACGAUGGGAACCUCUGCCGUCGUUCAUGUUCGACCGAGGAGAUUGGUACCUUCUUGAACAAGGUGCUGAAGACCAAUCAAGAGACAUGUGUCACAUCGCAUUCACUGAAACAUACAACUCUGUCUUGGUGUGCGGCUUACGGUAUGGACGAGCCAGCACGUACGUUGCUGGGGCAUCAUGAGUUGCAGGGUGCAAAAGCUAUGACCGUGUAUUCGAGGGACUUGUUGACGAGGCCCCUACAGUUGUUUUGCAGCAUGCUGGCGAAUAUCAGGUUGGACCAUUUCCGGCCAGACGAUUCCAGGACCGCCAGCAUGGUGGACUUGUUGCGCUUGUCUACAACGGAGCGGCCAACAACAGAGAGGCCGAAUGUAGUGGCGGCUGACAACAAAGUGACCCUUGAUGCAAGCAGAAUGGAGGAUGAGCUUGAACCAACCUCACCCUUGGGCACAGAGGCAGCGCCAGCCUCACGCCAAGCACAAGAACAAGAGGAGUCAAGCGACAUAGCCUCCACCAGCUCUAGCUCUGGAGGCUCUGAUGAUGACGAUGUUGCGCAGCCAGCGUGUUGGAUUCCGCCCUAUAGAGCAAGCAAGAGGGCUACCCCUGAUCCUUUGGUGUCUGUGGGUGACAUCCAAAAGGUUUUUGGGAGCUUCUGCAAGAAAGAAGGCAGCUGGGACUUGAAUGCAUUACUCUUUAAGUCCAACCUGAAAAAGACAUGGAAGAACGCCCCAGAUGCAAGUUUCUUGGCAGGGCCUGUGUCUGAGCUCUGCAUGGAGCUCUUUAAGGUUACCAGGAAUGGAGUGUUUGCAUCCAAGAAGAUCAGGUUGGCCUUGGAGAAAUUGCAAAAGGAGAUUCAUCGUUUGAAUUUCACCAGGCACCAUGAUGGUGAUUUCUUCGAUAUGGUUGACCAGCAGGUGAGGAUUGCUUGCUCCAUGUUUAGAGAUUUGAAAGCUUCUCCUACCAAGUAUGCCACUUGCAUGAGAAAAGCAAGCGUUUCUGAGAAGGAGAAGGUUGAUGGAGUCUUGCAACAUCUGGUGGUUACUGAUGUGUGCUCUGAAGUUGGGGUAAGUUCAGACCUGCCACAGAAGCCUGAAGAACAGAAAGUGGACAAGUCACCUGAAAGUCAAAAAAAAAACGUGUCCAUCUUCAAGCGGGUCUUGCAAAAGCAGGUUUCUGAUGCCAGCAGCCCUGCAAAGAGCAUCAAGGAACAGGCUGUGGCUGCUUCCUUUGCACCCCACAGUACCCAUCCACAUGCAAUGUCUUCCAAUGGUGGGGUUACUGCACCUCACCAGGAAUUGGAGACAGGGCAUGCAGAGUCUUCCUGUGGGGUUAUUGUAGCUCACCAGGACCUGGGAAGAGUCGAUUUGGAAGCUGAUGAGGCUGAGGAGUUGAAAGAUUGGUUGCUGCAGAAGGCCGAUGUGAAGACCAAAAAGAAAAAGAAAGGGCAGAAGGCAUCUUCCAAGACCCAGAAGCCUGUUUUGAAGAAGCCUGCAGCAAUUCAAUCGAAGGCCUCUCAGAAGAAGAAGAAAGAAACCCAGGUUGAGAGUCAGAACAAAAAAGGUUCUUGCAAGGUUCCUUUCAAAAAGAGGAAGUGCGACUCUGCUUACCACUCUGCAAAGAAUAGGGCAAAGAAGGAUGGUAAAACUUUGGAAGAAGCUUGUGCAGCUGGGUCUGCAGCUGCAGCCAAGAUGGUCAGGGUCAGGACAUGGCCAGUGGGUUUGUUACUUGGCAGUGCAGUUCCUCUGACUUCCAGAGGUCCCUCCUUGGUGAAGCAUGGUGGUGCCAAGAGGGAUGCCCCAGAUGUCGAGAAUGGCCUUAUCAUGGCUGGAGCAAAGAUUCUCCAGUUGCAAAAACUUGCAAAUGUUGUGAAGAGCCAAUCCAUUGUGGCAGAUGCAAGGCAAGCAAAAGCAAAGUCUGCAGCAUGGCGAGAUGAGCGCCAAUGGUUCUUGCAUAUGUCAGAACCCAAAGCAGCUCCUGCAAAGCCACCAGCUGGCUCUGGCAAAGCAGCUCCACCUCCAAAGGCUAUGCCAAGGACACCUCAAGCUGCUCCAGCUAAGCCAGCUGCUGCUUCUGGCCCACCUGCAAAGCCAGUUGCUGCCCAGCCUGUGCUUACUUCAGUACCCAAGACACCUCCCAAAGUGGCUGUAGUCACACCAAGUGGUGCUCCUGGGGUUGCUGAAGUUUCUCCACCCAAGAAGUUCAAGCAGCCACCACCAGGCAUGGGGAACUGGCCCACAGCUGCCAUGAUUGCUGCUGCCAAGCAAAGGCCAAUGCAGAAGGCCCCUCCUGCCGCAGCUGUUGUCAAGUAUAAAGCAUUUCCAGCACAAGCCAAGCCUGCUGCAGCACCAGUAGCAGAAGCAGCACCUGCCAAGGCAGCACCUGCCAAGGCAGCACCUGCCAAAGCAGCACCUGCCAAGGCAGCUGAGGCAGCUGGGCUUACUUUAGCAAAGGCAGCUAAAGGCAAAGCAGCUCACAUGGAGAAGGCUCCACCCCCACUUCUACCCAAGCUCCUCGGUUUGCAGUGUGCUUGCUCCAACACCACCUCCACUGCCUCCUGUGCCAAAGCCACCUGUGGUCUCGCAACUUGGCCAGGUUUGGACCUGAUGGCAGACCACUUGGUCCUCAGGAUCUCUGGUUACUUCCUCAUGGGCUCUAUGGAGUGGUUGUUCAAGAGCCAGUUCAUCAACAAGGUGUUUCAGCAGAACAGCAAAGGAGAAUACGUGCUUGCUCCUGGAAAUGCCCAGUUCGAAGUAUUCAAAAAGAACAAUGAGAUUCGCAGCAACAGAUCUCAGGUUACUGGGUUACCUUACUCCAUCAUGCUAUGGAAAAACUUCCAUGGAAAUGAAGAAGCUUUGCAUGAUGCAGAAAGACGAGGUGAUGUCUACCAGAAGGAUGGUUACUAUCACUUCAAGUCAGUGGCCACAGCCAUUGAAAAGAGGCAUGACACCUCCAUGGUCUUGCAUGGUGGCAGAGCUGACCUCAGCAAGGACGAAUAUAGCCAGAUGAAUGAGUUCAUGGCCAGCAGGCCAUGGUCCCAAUUUGGCAUUGGAGGCGGUCCUUCCUCUACACAGGCUGUGGUUACUCGCUCUUCCUCGUCAUUGCCAAAGGCGAUAUGUGAUGCACCUCUGAAACUCUCCUGGUCAAGUGUGGAGCAUGACAUCAAAGAAGCCAAAGGGGCUCAGGAACGACUUGGCAGAGAUUGUCAAAGGCUUGCCGCCAAAAUCUUUGACAAGAAGGACGAGGGCAUCAAUCAGACUUUGAAGGAUAUCCUCAGUGGCCUUUCACAAAGAGAAAGCAUGCUUGGGCAAUGCAUCAUCUUCCAAAGUGUGGAAGGCACAAACAUGGAGAAGACCAAGGUGGAGAAAUUCUUCCGUGAUCUUGGGCAAGCGACUGAGGAUGCCAAUGAGAAGCUGGAAUCCACCAAGUCAAUAGCCAGAACCAGGGGCUGGCUGGACAGCAAGUAG